AUUGAGGUGGCUGUCUACGGAAGACUCAACAUGGAGAUUAUGGAAGAUGGAAAUUUGGUGGAUCGGGUGAGGAUUCUCUUACAACGAGAUAUGCAGUAUUAUCAGGACGUCCAGACGGUUCUGCGUGAACCCCUGUGCGUCAGAAAGUGCGGCGGCCGGUUUGAUUUUCCGCGCCUCGCCUCGUUCGCCGCAAUAAAAAUCAUGACCUGGUGGGAGGUUGAGUUCACGGAAGCGUUCAAGCGACCGUCAGGGUUGAGCUGCGCAGGCUCCGACAGCAGUCCAAACGCCACCUCGGACGAGGACGCCGAAGCCGGGGCGGUCGUCAAGAAGAUCCAGCCGAGCGAGUUCAUUUUGCUCGUCGUCGAAACGUCCGAGCAACUCUUGAAGCAUCUCCACACGUUGUUGCAAGAGUCCUUGGAUCACGCCGAUCUAACGGUGCUCACGGCCACUCUCGGGGCCGCGGCUCUUAUCCGCAAUUGUCUCUGGUGCUACAAGCGUCAGGCCAAAGGUGAAAUUCCCGAAGACACGAGCGAAAAACUAUCGAAAUGCUACAAAACGUACAAAGAGAUGGCCGAGGCCGUGGCCGAUAGGCUAUUGGAUCUGCACAACCGGCUCAUAGCGCUUUACAUCCUCAACGAGGCGGACUCGCUGAGCUGGGAGAGCGACGAACCCUUUUCCGAAAAGGACCGAUGCUCCUACGUCAUUCAAAUGUGGUGGCUGUACAUGCAAGGGACGAAAACGGACCUGUGGAACACGGUGUCCCCCAAAAUGGCCCAGCGUGUCUUGGCCGGUAUGCUCAACGAUUCCCUCACCAUCAUUGCUUGCCGCUUCAUUCACGGUCGCCCAAGUCUUACGCGCUCGAAGCAAUUUUGGGGCGACGCGUUCAACAUGAUGUGCUGCACGGCCCGACUGGCCUUGAGCGUCUGCGUAUCAGGCGACGAGAUGAUUGGACUCAACGAAACCGACCUCCCGAUCCACGUUCGAGACCUACACGCCAAGUGCUACCAUAUACUCGUUUGCUUCCUGCUCAGAGGCGCGCCCCUCAAAACGCUCUUCCAGGUGUUUCGCAAGGGUCUGGACGAUCUGACGAUCUCCAAACCAAAGUGGGGCCCCGCGCCGUGGCUCUACGUCUUCUCGCCGGAACUGCUCGGAGUCUCCCACGACAAGUCCACCGGGUUCAAGCUCCUAACAAAACGCCAGGCAGCCAUUCUCGAGCUCAACGUCUUCAAGUCGCAGCCCCAGCCCAUCUGGGCGCAACUGAUGAAGAUCCUGCGCAUGGACGACUUCCUGAUAUCCAGAAUGUUACUGCGCGUCCUGGUGCGCCAGUGCAUCGGUCGGACCAAAGACGGCCAAAAGACCAACGAAGACGACGACACGUGCGGGGGCUUUUUGUGCCCCGGGAAUUCGUGCAAGCGCGUGCUGGACAUCAGCCCCGAGUUGGCCUUGCACGCGCUGAGCUACAUUCUUACGGGCACCGGUUGGGAUCCGCUUCGUCACCUCGUGAUCGUUUUGAAGAAGGAGGACACCGCUUGGUCGACUUACUUGGACAGGCAUCAGGUCUGGAAUCAAUGUAGACCACCGUGGCUCAAUGCAAUGCUGGAAUUCAUACGGCCAGCCAUGAAACCCAUCGUCCAAAUACUCAUGGACGCGGCAAAGGCAGGGGCGAGCACUUGUCAGGCAAUGUCGAUGGCGUUGGAGUACUUGGAUCAUCUUCACGAUUGUAUACCUCACGGUGUGCUGCGCAUCGCCUUGGCAAUGGACGACAACGUGCCAGCCCACUGUCGGCCGAUCGGCGGCUCUGUCGCCCUCCAGCUGCUGUGCUCGGCGUUGUACACGGCUCUCCUCGAAGAGGGGAAAAACAGCCCCGAGUCGGGUGACUGUUCAAGUCCGACCCAAGAGUCGGAGGUUCAUGAGCCCACAAGUGCAUCAUCCAGCGUAAAGUACAGCAGGUCCGCCUCGGCGAUAGCCUUCGCGGAGGCGAUCUGCAGCAUAGACGAGGGCGAUAAACACACUGCCGAGAUAAACAACCUUCUUAAAUCGAUUCGCGCUUUCGUCGAGGAUCAAUUAAAGAUCGAGAGCUACUAUCAAGUUAACGACGAGAUGUGCAUCAUUGAGAUCUGCACGGAUGAGAUAGCCUUUGAGGAGGUUGGGAGGAAGUCCCUAAAGAUCGUGCACGAGUACUUGAUGCGCAUUUCCGACACCCUCCUUGAGAUCUUACUGAGCGACGGUAGCUCGGAAGUGCCAAACUCGCGCUUCCUCGCCGCUCAGCUGCCCAUACCGUCACGCCCACUGACCCACACGAUGUUCCACAUUGAUAACGCGCCUUUCCACCGGCUGCUCAUGAAUUACGAGGGCACCAUCGACUGGGAGCUCAUGUUCGAGGUGCCGCUCGCAGUGACGGUGGAGCGGAUCAAGUCGCAGGUACUCGCGAGGCCGGACAUCAACAACAUCCUUCAGCUCGAACAGGAGGAGCGCGAGGCUGCCAACUUGAUCAAGAAGAUCUGCACCGCUGGUGAGAUCCUUAAGCGCGACUGAAUCGUUCAUCGAUUGCUGCAUUUUGUAGGAUAAUUUUAGAAAAAAGUGCCUUAUCAUAAUGCUUUAAACAAGGAAUAACCAUUAAUUUCCUUCUUAGAUGUAGUUGUCUUUCGAGGAUAAAAAAAAGGCAUGCUUUUGCUUGCCGUAUCUUU
Molecule: messenger RNA, 2687 nt
Organism: Copidosoma floridanum
Lineage: Eukaryota; Metazoa; Arthropoda; Insecta; Hymenoptera; Encyrtidae
Source: RefSeq, a predicted model, not a curated record